ACUUUGAACUCAGAAACAGCCCGGAAGUAGCGUCACGUCGCAGCUGCACUCUGAAGGAUAAACAACAAUAAAGCAGAAACUGGGAUUCAACGGUCAGUUUCAAAAUGGACACGAAAGACGAGGCUGUGGAGAUGAAACGGAGCAGCUCCGAGCAGAGGAAGCUGCGCUCGCGGGACGCGGCCCGGUGCCGGCGCGGGCAGGAGACGGAGGUGUUCUACGAGCUGGCGCGCACCCUGCCGCUCCCGCGCAGAGUCUCCACCCACCUGGACAAAGCCGCCAUCAUGAGAGUCGCCCUCAGCUUCCUGCGCAUGCGGCGCCUCCUGCGACCCGGUGAGGAGCACAAAGAGGAGGCCGACGUCCAGGAGGAGGAGGAGGAGGAGGAGGAGGAGGAUCCAAUGGACUGCUUCUACCCCCAGGCUCUUGCUGGCUUCAUCGUGGUGCUGUCAGAGGAGGGAGACGUGAUCUACCUGAAUGACAGCGUCAGCAAACACAUCGGCAUCACUCAGCUGGAGCUGCUGGGUCAGAGCAUCUAUGACUUCGUUCAUCCCUGCGACCAGGAGGAGCUCCGGGACCUGCUGGCUCCACGUCCAGGCCUCACUAAGAAGUCGCCGCUGCAGAGCGAGAGGAACUUCUUCCUGCGUGUGAAGAGCACGCUGACCAGCAGGGGGCGCACCGUCAACCUCAAGUCUGCCACAUGGAAGGUUCUCCACUGCACUGGACACAUGCGUCCGUUCGGGGACGGCUCCACGUCGCCCCCUGCAGCCAGAGUGAUGACGCUGCUGUGUGAGCCGGUCCCUCACCCGUCCAGCGUGGAGUUCCCUCUGGACUCGUGCACCUUCCUGACGCGCCACAGCAUGGACCUGCGCUUCACGCACUGCGAGGGCAGGGUGACGGAGCUGGUGGGGUACAGUCCUGACGAUCUGAUUGGCCGCUCAGCGUACGAGUUGUAUCACGCACUCGACUCCGACCACAUGAAGAAAAGCCUGCACACGCUCCUGUCCAAAGGUCAGGUGAGCACCAGCCUGUUCCGCUUCCUGGCGAACGGCGGCGGCUUCGUGUGGGCGCAGACUCAGGCCACCGUCCUCUACGGCAGCAAGACGUCGCAGCCUGAGGCCGUGGUGUGUCUCAACUUCAUCCUCAGUGCGGUGCAGCAGCCGGGCGUGGUCCUCUCCGUGGAGCAGACGCGCUGCCGCCCUCAGCUGAAGGCGGAGCCUCCGUCACCAGCAGCUCCAGAGGGCGCGUGUGACCCUGAACGCCUCACUGCACCCGCUCAGACCGAGGACGCAGCUCCGCGUCCCAGCAGCGCUGCAGACGUGUUCCUGAAGCUGAAGGAGAAUCCAGAGGAUCUGGUGCUGGUGGCUCCGGAGGCCGGAGACGCCACGGAACCGCUGACGGGUUUUGUUGAGCUGUCCUUUGCCAGUCCUCCCAGUCCAAACACGGUGCCGGACCACCCACAGGACCUGUGCACCCCUGAGCUGCUUCAGCUCCUCACUCCCAUCUUCGACCCGGUUCUGCCGCCGUCACCGGCUUCCUCUCCGGUACCAGUUCUGAGCCCCUGCAGAGAGGAGGAGGAGGAGGAGGAGGAGAUGGACACCAGCCAAGUGGAGAAGUUCUUUGCAGUUUGGCCAGAAGGUGGUGAACAGAGAGGCCCAACGCUGGACAUGGAUGCGAUGGAUCUGGACAUGUUGGCUCCCUACAUCUCCAUGGACGACGACUUCCAGCUCACCGUCCUCACUUCGCUGCCGGAGGACGACGCACGCGCGCCGUCCUCGCUGGAGACGUCCGCUACGAAAGCUGCGGCGCCGGGAAACAGGAAACGGACCCACAACCCCGAUGAUGAGACGCAGCCGACGGUUCAGGACAAGAGGCAGAAGCAGGAUCGUUCCACAGUAGAAGAGGAACUUCUGCUGAGCCACGGGCUGCUGGACUGUUUGGAGGAAACUGACCAGUCUGAUCUGAUCCUGGACCUGGACCCGGGCCCAGGCCGACGAAGUCAGCUGCUGACGGACAGAGACCCGGUGUUAGGAGGCAUCCAGGGUCUGUGUGACACUGCAGCUCUGAUGAGGGGCGUGUUCCUGCCUCGACCCCCUGAGCUGUCGCCACUGCUGUUGUCCAUGACUUGAUGCAGCUCCAGUCAAGCGAGAUUUGGCUCGACUUCGACACAUGAAGCGAGAAAGUGGUCACAGCAUCUGUCUGCAAACACAAACACGCACACACACACACACACACACACACACGAAGACCCGCCUCCAUGCUGUAAGGUCUUCUGAACCAGGACCGUCACCUAUGUUUUAUUUCAUGGACAUCACUGUGAACCCUGAGCCGAUGAUCAGGACAAAGUCGCUUCCAACCUCUCGAUGCUCGUUCGUCCGUUCUUCCAAAUGAACGCUAUCGCAGAAGAUAAAUCCUUGCGGUGGAUCUGUUGUGGAGACAGCAGGUGGUGCUAAUUUUAAAUCCUACGUGGGUUAAAGGGGGAAAAACCUGGAAGCAUUUUUCUGUGCAGCUAAGUUGAAUUCAUUGCUUUUCAGUUUAUUCCCGGUUCAUUCGUGCGUGAACAACGUGCUCUGGUCACAAACUGCAUCCAACCAGCGGCUCAGUGGCAGCGUUCAUCCAGUGGCAGAUUCUUACCUCUUUUUUUACAUUUAUGCUAAGACUUUUAUAAUGAAUGCAAUUACUACAAACUUCUUGAGUCCAGAAUGGUCUGUGAAUUCCUCAUGCCGUUUGUUUUACUCUACCUGAAUGCCAGACGGGUGGGGUUUACUAACACUCCGAUGUGAAUGCGUAAUAAAACUAUUGAUGUAGCAUUUCAGACACUUUGACUGAAUGUUUCCCUCCAGUUGUGGCAUCAGGGACGAUUAAGACGAACGCUGCAGGUUUGAAGCAGCUCUAUCUGUCUGUUUUUAAUGACUUUACUGUAUAACUUGAUUUUAAUUGAUCUGACUGUAGUUCUAUGAUGAAACACUAGUAAUGUUUGGGUUUGCUGGUUUAGUUACUUCAGCUCAAACUGUCCUGAGUUCAGAACUGUUAUGUGGGUUUGUGCCUUUGGUCGUCCUCCGUUUGAACCCGUUACCUACUAACAUGUUCUGAACCAAACGUCCCUGCUCAUUUACAGUAAGUGUCAUGUAUUUCCUUUUCUCUUCUCUGUAUUAAGCUGAAUAAAGCUGUUGACGCAGA
Messenger RNA from Betta splendens (Siamese fighting fish), 3174 nucleotides. RefSeq names its product hypoxia inducible factor 1 subunit alpha, like (gene hif1al). The coding region runs from base 105 to 2123 and encodes 672 amino acids. The record is from RefSeq and is a predicted model, not a curated record. Lineage: Eukaryota; Metazoa; Chordata; Actinopteri; Anabantiformes; Osphronemidae. The transcript is spliced from 15 exons. Gene Ontology annotation, molecular function: RNA polymerase II transcription regulatory region sequence-specific DNA binding; protein dimerization activity; DNA-binding transcription factor activity, RNA polymerase II-specific. Gene Ontology annotation, biological process: cellular response to hypoxia; regulation of transcription by RNA polymerase II. Gene Ontology annotation, cellular component: nucleus; transcription regulator complex; cytoplasm.